This is a messenger RNA of Chironomus riparius, 903 nucleotides long. The record is from the annotation of a GenBank genome assembly. NCBI's taxonomy places the organism in Eukaryota, Metazoa, Arthropoda, Insecta, Diptera, Chironomidae.
AUGGCAAAUGAGAAGAAUACAAUAUACGUAGGAGGAUUAGCUGAUGAAGUAACAGAGAAGCUCCUUAAUGAUAUAUUCAUAGUCUUUGGGGAUAUCGUAGAAAUUCAAAUGCCGACAGACUAUGAGACACAAAAGCACAGAGGAUUUGCAUUUGUAUGUUAUGAAACUAGUGAAGAUGCCGCACAUGCUGUAGACAAUAUGAAUGACAGUGAAAUUUCAGGACGUACGAUAAGAGUGAAUGUAGCAAAACCACAGAGAAUGAAAGAGAACUCAAUAAAGCCAGUUUGGGCUGAAGAUACAUGGUUACAGAAAUAUGCAGGAAAGACACUAGAUGAUACAGAGGAAUCAAAGGAAACGAAUGUCGAAAGUGUCACUGUAAGUGCUCCAGUCACUGAAGAGAAGAAGAAUCCUAAUCCACAAGUUUAUUUCGAUAUAAAAAUUGGAAAUUCUGAUGUUGGCCGAAUAGUUAUGCUGCUUAGAGCUGACAUUGUUCCAAAAACAGCUGAGAAUUUCAGACAAUUAUGCACCGGCGAACAAGGAUAUGGCUUUAAAGGAAGUAGCUUUCAUCGAAUUAUUCCAGAAUUCAUGUGUCAAGGAGGUGACUUUACAAAAAACAACGGAACUGGCGGAAAAAGCAUUUACGGAGCUAAAUUUGCCGACGAAAACUUUAAACUUAAGCAUACAGGAUUUGGAACAUUGUCAAUGGCUAAUUCUGGUGCCAAUUCAAAUGGAAGUCAGUUCUUUAUAUGCACAACUAAGACAGACUGGCUUGAUGGCAAACAUGUGGUAUUUGGAAAAGUCAUUGCUGGUGCUGAAGUCGUUAAAAAGAUGGAGAAAUGUGGAAGCAAGUCUGGUGCAUCGACACAAAAAGUUACGAUAUAUUCAUGUGGGGAACUGAAAUGA